Messenger RNA from Meleagris gallopavo (turkey), 645 nucleotides. NCBI's taxonomy places the organism in Eukaryota, Metazoa, Chordata, Aves, Galliformes, Phasianidae. The record is from RefSeq and is a predicted model, not a curated record.
CAACCUCUCUCCGGGACAAGCAAGACCAAGAUGUGUUGCUUCUUCUUGACAGAGAUUGCGCUGGCUGAGCUGGAUCAGAUCAAUCUGAAGAAGCAGAUGGUUCUGAAGUUUGCAGCCAUCAUAGGGCCAGUGUUUACCACCCAGCAGCUGGCUCACAUUGUUCCCGGAAGCAAAAGGCCAGGGAUUAAUUCCCUUCUGAACAUGCUGGUGGAGGACAACAUCCUGAAGCGACUGGACAACUUCAAGAAGCCAGAAGACUGGCAAGGUGCUACAGAGGGGCUGCCCACCUCUGCGCAGGCAGGCAGAGGGGUGAAGAGGCCCUCUGCCAGCAGGAAGACCAUGCAGCAGCAGCAGCAGCCUGAAAUCCUGGCCUUCUGCAACCCGCUGCUGUGGGAGGCAACUUACGAGCUGUGGCCCACGAGGCAGAAGGUCGACAUUCACCGUGAAUGUGCCGCCUUCCUGGAGAGGCACGCACACAAAUGCCAGGGGUGCCACGGAGGGGACUUUGUGGCCUGCCACCGCUUCGGCAUCUCCAGCCCCCAGGAGCAGGGGAGCUGCCAGGGCUCUGCUGACGAGGACAACUGGAGCAGCUGGGAGGCCUUGGUAGUUGCUGGAGAACACCUGCGCAGGGCUAGGACCCUCCCU